CUAUCGCCUCUGCUGUAUGGAGGAGCAUUAUUUUUGCAGAAAUGAAGCUAAUAAAUCAGCAAAGGUGCGAUUUCUUCUGAGACGGAGCUUUCACUGUGGCUUUUGAGAUCCAUUAUUGCUGCUGUGUUUUGUUUUUCUGGGUUGCGUCUAUCACCCGCUAUCUUCAACACAGGAUUGCUCAUCUCUUCGCCACCUUUUGCUUUACCCCGACCAGGAGAAAAGAGAAAACAAAUCUUUCAUCACGAUCAUAUAUUCGAGAGUUGCCAUUGUGAUCGACAUCAAUCGCUGCGCAUGCUUGUAGACGUUGAUAAACAUAGCUCAAGAAACUACUUACCUGUGUAUUCCUUCUGUGAAGUUUUUCAGAACUAGAAGGCGAAGGGGAAGAAAACAGAAUAGAAUAUCAGCCCGUUCUUCUUGUUUUCUGGUUUUGGGAACUAUGAAUCUCUUGAAGAAUUCACCUCGUCACCAUAGUGACAUUGAGGCCGGAAGUAGCAGCCACUGCGAUUAUGACGACGCAGAAAGUUCGUCUGAUCCAUUUGUUAUUCCAAGAACGAAGGAUGCUCCUAUUCAACGCCUCAAACGUUGGAGGCAAGCCGCGCUUGUGCUUAAUGCUUCUCGUCGGUUCCGUUACACAUUGGACUUGAAAAAAGAAGAGGAGAAUCGGCAAAUAUUGGGGAAGAUAAGGGUUCAUGCAGAAGCAAUUAGAGCUGCAUAUCUUUUCAAAGGUGCUGCUAUAAACGGGGGGAAUGAAAUCACACCUCCUCACCCACGCCCAGUUGGUGACUUUGGUAUCGGAAAUGAAGAACUUCUUUCAAUUUCUAGGGAUCAUAAAGUUGAUGUCCUCCAACAAUAUGGUGGGGCUAGAGGGCUAUCAGAAUUGUUGAAAUCUAGUACAGAGAAGGGGAUUAAUGGUGAUGAUGCAGAUCUAAUAAAAAGAAGAAAUGCUUUUGGUUCAAACAAUUAUCCUCGAAAGAAAGGAAGGAGUUUUUGGAUGUUUUUGUGGGAUGCUUGCAAGGAUCUGACCUUGAUGAUAUUAAUGGUAGCUGCGGCAGCUUCAUUAGCACUAGGAAUAAAAACUGAGGGUAUUAAGGAAGGAUGGUAUGAUGGGGGCAGCAUUGCUUUUGCAGUAAUUCUUGUUAUUGUUGUUACAGCUAUAAGCGAUUAUAAACAGUCUCUUCAGUUUCAACAUCUGAAUGACGAGAAGAGAAAUAUACAUUUAGAGGUUAUAAGAGGUGGUAGAAGGGUUGAGAUCUCUAUAUAUGACAUCGUUGUUGGUGAUGUUGUGCCCCUUAAUAUCGGUAACCAGGUCCCUGCCGAUGGUAUCUUGAUCACUGGUCACUCUCUUGCUAUUGAUGAAUCAAGUAUGACUGGGGAGAGCAAGACUGUCUAUAAGGACUCUAAAAACCCUUUUCUGAUGUCUGGAUGUAAAGUUGCAGAUGGCAGUGGCACCAUGCUGGUACUCGGUGUUGGUUUAAAUACUGAAUGGGGGCUUCUGAUGUCUAGUAUUUCAGAAGACAAUGGUGAAGAAACGCCCUUACAGGUACGUUUAAAUGGUGUUGCCACUUUCAUUGGUAUUGUUGGACUCUCUGUUGCUGUUAUCGUUUUGAUUGUGUUGUUGGCCAGAUAUUUCUCUGGGCAUACUAGAGAUGCAAAUGGCAAUGUUGAAUUUAAGGCAGGCAAGACAAAAAUUGGUGAUGCAAUUAAUGGGGCAAUUAAAAUAGUUACAGUUGCGGUGACCAUUGUUGUAGUUGCAGUGCCCGAAGGGCUUCCUCUAGCAGUUACCUUAACACUGGCUUACUCAAUGAGAAAAAUGAUGGCGGACAAAGCUUUGGUGAGGAGGCUUUCAGCCUGUGAGACAAUGGGCUCUGCAACAACCAUUUGUAGUGAUAAGACUGGUACAUUGACCAUGAAUAAGAUGACUGUGGUUAAGGUGUACAGUGGUGGGAAGAAGAUUGGACCUGACAGCAAGUCAGAGCUCUCUCCGAAUCUCUGCAAUUUGAUCACUGAAGGUGUUGCACAGAACACCAAUGGCAGUGUCUCUAUGGUUGGGGGUGAUGUUGAGGUUUCUGGAUCACCAACAGAAAAGGCAAUUUUACAUUGGGGAAUUAAGAUGGGGAUGAAUUUUGAGGCUGUCAGAUCAGAGUCAUCAAUUAUUCAUGUCUUUCCAUUUAAUUCAGAGAAAAAACGUGGUGGAGUUGCAGUAAAGACGUCUGACUCUCAAGUUCACAUACAUUGGAAAGGUGCUGCUGAGAUAGUCCUAGCCUGUUGUACAUGGUAUAUUGAAGCAACCGGCCAGCUAGUGAAGAUGGAUGAUAAGAAGAUGGCAUUUUUUCAAAAAGCUAUUGAAGAUAUGGCUUCUGAUAGUCUACGUUGUGUUGCCAUGGCAUAUAGAUCAUAUGAAAUGACAAGUGUUCCAACUAGUGAAGAAGAACUUGCUCACUGGUCAUUACCAGAGGAUGAUCUCAUCUUACUGGCUAUUGUUGGUCUGAAGGAUCCCUGUCGACCUGGUGUCAGAGAGGCUGUGCAACUUUGCCAAAAAGCUGGAGUUAAGGUACGAAUGGUUACUGGUGACAACUUAGAAACUGCAAAAUCAAUUGCUAUAGAGUGUGGAAUACUUCGAACAUCGGCAGAAGCUGUGGAGCCCUACAUCAUUGAGGGGAAAUCAUUUCGUGCAUUGUCAGAUGAAGCCAGAGAAAAAGUUGCCCAAAAUUUAUUGGUUAUGGGAAGGUCUUCUCCCAAUGACAAGCUUCUGCUUGUGAAAGCAUUGAGGAAGAUGGGGCAUGUUGUGGCUGUUACAGGAGAUGGAACUAAUGAUGCUCCCGCCCUACAUGAGGCAGAUGUAGGUCUUGCAAUGGGCAUACAAGGGACAGAAGUUGCUAAGGAGAGCUCAGAUAUCAUUAUUUUGGACGACAACUUUGCUUCGGUUGUGAAGGUUGUCAGAUGGGGGCGGUCUGUAUAUGCAAACAUUCAGAAAUUUAUCCAGUUCCAACUUACCGUCAAUGUUGCAGCUCUGGUUAUUAAUGUUAUUUCUGCAGUUUCCUCUGGCGAUGUCCCACUAAAUGCAGUACAGCUUCUUUGGGUAAAUCUCAUCAUGGACACACUUGGAGCACUUGCCUUGGCAACUGAACCACCUACGGAUCGUUUGAUGGAUCGAGCUCCAGUAGGUAGAAGUGAACCUCUUAUAACACACCACAUGUGGAGGAAUCUGCUUAUACAGGCAAUAUAUCAAGUGUCUGUUUUGCUUGUACUGACUUUCCAAGGUAGGACUUUAUUGAAUCUGAAGCAUCACGCUGACGCUACCAAAGUGAAGAACACUUUAAUAUUCAAUGCAUUUGUUCUCUGUCAAAUUUUUAAUGAAUUUAAUGCACGAAAGCCAGAUGAAAGGAACAUAUUCAAGGGAGUCACAAAAAACUAUCUCUUCACGGGGAUAGUGGCUUUAACUCUCAUACUUCAGAUUCUCAUCAUUGAAUUCCUGGGGAAGUUCACAUCAACAGUGAGGCUUAAUUGGAAGCAGUGGCUCAUUUGCGUUAUCAUUGGAGUUAUCAGCUGGCCUCUUGCUUUGAUUGGGAAAUUCAUACCCGUGCCAAGGAGUCGCUGUCACGAGUGGUUUUACAAUUGUCUGGGGAUGCAGCCAAGAAAUCGGAAUGGAACCUGAAUUCUCAACGGUCAUCUUUGCAAGUCUUAAUUUUCCGGCUCUUGCACCUUAUUUGUGUUCAAGCCUCAGGGGGUGGCACAAGUACUUCAAUGAUGGAAACAGUAUACUGGUAGCACAGUCGUUUUCCUUUAACUGAUGUGGAGUUGUUUUAGCGUGUAUUUCUACCUUCAAUUCUGGGAUUGUUUUAUGCGUAGGUUCUGACGAGAGUAUACGGAAUUUUAGAAACUUGGUGUUUGUUCAUUGUAUUUUGCCCUUUUUUUUUCCUGGGGUGAUGAAUGUAUUUUCAGUUUGAGAAAAUAUAUAGCAAAAGUAAAAUACACAACAUUAUUCAAUUUCCUUA
This is a messenger RNA of Prosopis cineraria, 3995 nucleotides long. RefSeq names its product calcium-transporting ATPase 8, plasma membrane-type-like. The record is from RefSeq and is a predicted model, not a curated record. Gene Ontology annotation, molecular function: ATP binding; ATP hydrolysis activity; calmodulin binding. The transcript has 37 exons. Bases 437 to 3655 code for a protein of 1072 amino acids. Gene Ontology annotation, cellular component: membrane; intracellular membrane-bounded organelle. Gene Ontology annotation, biological process: calcium ion transmembrane transport. Lineage: Eukaryota; Viridiplantae; Streptophyta; Magnoliopsida; Fabales; Fabaceae.